Molecule: messenger RNA, 1424 nt
Organism: Rosa chinensis
Lineage: Eukaryota; Viridiplantae; Streptophyta; Magnoliopsida; Rosales; Rosaceae
Exons: 8
Coding region: 585-1091 (168 amino acids)
Source: RefSeq, a predicted model, not a curated record
UGACCUGUGCUUGUAGAGAUCGACCUCGACCCUUCACUCAUUCUCUCUCCUUCUCACUCGGGCUCUCUCAGCUCGACCUAGAAACCGUGAGGAAAACUCAAACACGAGCCCUCUCUCCUUCUCACUCAGCUCUCUCAGAUCUCGAUUCUCACUCUCUCGAUUCUUUGUUGGCUAAGAUUGAACUUCUUCAUCAUAUUUCUAUCAAAUCUGGCCACUUCAGUAGAAGAUCUACCAACUCUCUUCUCCUUCUCUCUCGCUCCCUUGUCUUUCCAAACCCUACUCUCCCUCUCCCUCUCCCUCUGUCUGUGUCUCCGAAUCUCACAUUCUCUCUCUACAAUCCUCUCCGUCUCUCUCUGAAAUUGACGGAGAUGAAGUCUAUCUGCGCCACAAUUUCUUACGGGAGACGAUGGAGCCGCCCCAGUAGGGUCUGGCAAGCCUCCGUGAAAGCAUAUAGCCGCCAAGGAGAACGAGUCUCCGCCUUCAGAUCUCCUCUAUAUGGCCUUGGAUUCGAAGCCUUCGCCAGCGGCCAAGUUGAAUAGUCUGUUGCCGCCACGGCCUUGAGAUGCUUCCUGAGAACUCCGUCCAUGGAGCCUUUGGAGAAAGUUGAGAACUUUGGCCGUCUUGCUCAUUGGUUUUUUUCUCUGGCCAAAUCAAGAAUAGAUGCUGAAGCCUGCAGCAUAAGGGAGGAACUUGAUAAACUGAUGACACUGCAGCAGCCUUUAAGUGGAAGUUGUAACAAUUCAUCGGAGACAGCAAAAGAUGCAACGGUAGAGAAUUUAAAAGCAGCACUCGUAGAAAUUCAACUAUGUUCCAGGUUGGAGUCUCUGUUACUAAAGAAGAAAUCCUUGAACAAUGGGGACUCACCUGAGCUGCACACUGAAAAGGUCGAAAAAUUGAAAGUAUUAUCAGAAUCUCUUGCUAAUUCCACCUCACAAGCAGAAAAGCGCAUUUUGGACCACAGGGAAAGCUUUUUUGAAGCAGCUGAAAGUGUUCCUGAGAAAAAUUACUUAGAUGUGUAUCGCUUUGAAUCAUGGGGAGGUUCACUGCUACCAACAUAUGCUGUUGGACAACAGAUGAGGACCGAGUUCUAGCAACUGUGAGGGUUCAGCCAUCUCAUGGUUAACUAACGACAUUUGUGGAACAUCCUAGAAUGAGCAGGCUGAUCCCCAACUUCUUUUCCAUUCAAAUGGGUUAUGCAUAUAUACUCACGCAGCCUGGAAUACCUUCCGUUUUCUAUGACCACUUCUAUGAUUCGGGUGAUUCAAUUCAUGAUCAGAUUGUGAAACUGGUACAGCAGUGUAGCUAGGUAGUUCCUUUAUUAACUUGUGUCUAGUAGAUUCUUCAUUCAUUAAGCAUUUGGACUUGUCUGCAGAUUCAGAUUAGUAGAUAUGGGACAUUUUGAACUGAUCGAUGCUCAUGAUUAG